AUGAGCGCAAUCCCCAAUAUCGACUUCCAGGCCUGGUUUCAGAACGAUCAGUCUCAAAAGCUUGAUUUGGUCGAUAAACUCCGCCGAGCUUGCGAGACACAUGGCUUCUUCCAGUUGACGAAUCACGGAAUCCCUCAAGCCCUCCUUGAUGCGGCUUUGGUUCAGAGCAAAGCGUUUUUCGACCUCCCCAUCGAGAUCAAGGAGAAGUACGACAAGAAUAUUGGCAGAUAUAACCGUGGUUACGAGCGCUUCAGGGCUCAGAACUUUGAGAAGCGAACUGAAGGCGACUUGAAAGAAGGAUAUUACUUUGGCCUGGAUAUUCCAGAGCACCACCCCGCUGUCGUGGCCAAGAGUUUCAAUCUAGGUCCGAACAAGUACCCAGAGGAUGUAGAGGAUGCCGCUGGAUUUCGGGCCAUAGUGGACAGCUACAUCGAUGCUAUGCUGGAGCUUGCCAAAAAUAUUGUCCGCGCCAUCAGUAUGACCCUUGGUUUGCCUGACGACUGGGUGUCGGACUUCUUCGAAACCCCAAUAUCGACACUGCGGUUGCUACAUUAUCCGCCCCAGGCCUCUGAUGCGUCGGAGUAUGAGAGAGGCAUUGGUGCCCACACGGACUUUGGCGCUAUUACUAUCCUGCUCCAAGACAUGGUUGGUGGCCUACAAGUCUGGGACCGUCAAAACGCUCGCUGGGCGGACGUGGUCCCGGAACGGGGGGCGCUUGUCGUGAACCUAGGCAAUAUGAUGAUGCGCUGGACCAAUGACGCUUAUCUCUCCAACCUCCAUCGAGUCAUCAACAAGACGGGCCAGGAGCGUUAUAGCAUUCCUUUCUUCUUCUCUGGGAACCCCGAUUUCCUUGUGCAAUGUCUGGAAGGGAAGACGAAAGCCAAAUACCCGCCUAUCAAGGUAGGUGAUUGGAUCGCUGGACGAUACGCAGACACAUAUGGAGAUGGGAAGGUCGAGACUGCACAGGAUUUGUCUGUGGAGCUAGAUGCAGGAUUGUUGUAA
This is a messenger RNA of Fusarium mangiferae, 1002 nucleotides long. RefSeq names its product putative isopenicillin N synthase and related dioxygenases. Gene Ontology annotation, molecular function: dioxygenase activity. The record is from RefSeq and is a predicted model, not a curated record. The coding region runs from base 1 to 1002 and encodes 333 amino acids. The transcript is spliced from 4 exons. NCBI's taxonomy places the organism in Eukaryota, Fungi, Ascomycota, Sordariomycetes, Hypocreales, Nectriaceae.